CUGGCCGUGUACUCAUGAUGGCAAGAUUAAUACUGGUGAUGUUCCUUUCGAUAGCUGUGUCAUUAGCAUCUACGAUAUCUAGCAAUGUUAUAAAGAUAUCAAACGGUCAACUUAAAGUCAAUUCUGGAAGUUAUUCUCURCAUCCUUCUGUUAUUGUAAUAGUGAAGUUAUUGAGUAAAACAGGAAUGACUUUAGAAAUUAACAACAAAGGCAGAGUUAGAGGAACACACAAUAUUUGCUCAACAAAAACUGCUGAGAUGGAACUUCUGUCCGUUGGUUCUGGAAUUAAGAUGAUACGUGGUGUGUUUAGUGGACGAUACAUAGCUAUGAACCAAAAUGGCAUCGUGUACUCUACGAAAAAAUCAGGAAAGGAGGCGCUAUUUUAUCAAAGAUCAUCCCUGAUUGAACCGGAUUUCGUAACAUUUGCCUCAAUGAAGUAUUAUAGACGAAGUUUGUUCGAUUCAUUUCUGGCCGUSAGAAGAAAUGGCACAAUGAUUCCUGGGUCCAAGACCAAUGCAGUUCAAAACUCAUCCAAGUUCCGUGUGCUACCAUCGCGUUUGUUACCGUGUCCCAAAUCGGAUUUCAACAAAUUGRUCAUCUAGGAUUGGCAUUGUAACAGAUGAAAGACAAUUAACCCGUUGA
Exaiptasia diaphana is the source of this 642-nucleotide messenger RNA. Its product is annotated as fibroblast growth factor 1. Gene Ontology annotation, molecular function: growth factor activity; fibroblast growth factor receptor binding. Gene Ontology annotation, biological process: positive regulation of cell population proliferation; cell differentiation; regulation of cell migration. Bases 15 to 602 code for a protein of 195 amino acids. The record is from RefSeq and is a predicted model, not a curated record. Gene Ontology annotation, cellular component: cytoplasm. The transcript is spliced from 4 exons. Lineage: Eukaryota; Metazoa; Cnidaria; Anthozoa; Actiniaria; Aiptasiidae.